CAUCUACCAGUGUUGGCGCGCAGACAGAGUGUUCUAGGCUAAUGAAUUCCUGAUUGCCCUCAACUUUGACCUCUCGUUUCAUGUUGUAUCAACUACACUACGAGGGCCGUCUCUCCUAGGAAUACAGUCAAUCUCAAAGUCAAAAUAGUACGUCCACUCACCUAUUCCAUGGACCUAGUGUGGGUGGCCACAGAUGUUAACCGCACAGCAGAACGAAGACCAUACACACUAGUCAACCAUAAUGGCCUCAUUACCAGAAGAGCCGAUUGCCAUCAUUGGCUCAGCCUGCCGUUUCCCCGGCGGCUGCAGCUCGCCCUCAAAGCUAUGGGAGCUCCUCCGCGAGCCCCGCGACGUACGAAAACAGUUCGACCCAAAGCGUCUGAACUUAGAACGUUUUCACAACGCAGACGGACAGACACACGGGUCUACAGACGUCCGGGGCCUGUCCUACCUCCUGGAGGAAGACACCCGCGUCUUUGACGCGGGCUUCUUCGGCAUCAGCCCCGUGGUAGCCUCCGGCAUGGACCCGCAGCAGCGGCUGCUCCUCGAAGUAUCCUACGAAGCAUGUGAGAGCGCGGGCGUCACGCUCGACCGCCUCCGUGGGUCCCAGACCUCGGUCCACGUCGGGUCAAUGAGCAACGACUACGGCGUCAUCCAGGCGCGCGACCCAGAGACGAUGCCCAAGUACAACGCGACGGGCGCUCACGCGCCUAGCAUCAUCGCCAACCGCGUUUCGUACGUGCUGGACCUCAAGGGGCCCUCCGUGACCAUUGACACGGCGUGCUCGAGCUCACUCGUUGCGCUGCACCAGGCAGUGCAGGGGCUACGCGCGGGCGACUGCGACGCCGCCAUCGUGGGCGGUACGAAUCUCAUCAUGGACCCUGGGCCAUACAUCGCCGAGUCGAAGCUGCAGAUGCUCUCGCCGGACUCGCAGUGCCGCAUGUGGGAUGUGAGCGCGAAUGGCUACGGACGCGGUGAGGGCGUCGCUGCGCUGUUGCUCAAGCCGCUUGCGAAAGCUUUGGCCGAUGGCGACCCUGUCCAGGGUGUCGUUCGUGCGACAGGAGUCAACUCGGAUGGUCAGAGUCCUGGGAUCACGAUGCCGUUUGCGCCGGCCCAGACGGAUUUGAUCCGACGGACGUAUCGCCGGGCGGGGCUUGAUCCGCUCCGUGAGGCAGAUCGGCCGCAGUACUUUGAGUGUCACGGCACGGGUACGCAGGCUGGUGAUCCGGUUGAAGCCCGCGCCGUGUAUGAUGUCUUCUUCCGAGGUCAAGACCAACAACCAGAGCAGUCCGAGAAAAUCAAGCCAGAGACGUUGAUUGUGGGAAGUAUUAAGACCAUCAUCGGUCACACGGAGGGCUGUGCCGGCCUGGCGGGCGUGAUCAAGGUGCUGCUCAUGCUCAAGUACCAGACUGUACCGCCCAACAUGCUCUUCAACCAGCUCAACCCCAAGAUCGCCCCGUUCUACGGUCCCGGCGCGCUCGAGAUCGCCACCAAGGCCAUGACUUGGCCAGCGAGGCCCGCAGGCACUCCGAUGCGUGCAUCGGUGAACAGCUUCGGGUUCGGAGGCACCAACGCCCAUGCCAUCAUUGAAGCUUUGCCAGAGGUGGCAGAGGAGAAAGGACAGAAACAGCAGCUUUCUGAUGGGGCUAUCGGCCCCCUCCUCUUCUCCGCGCAGUCUGGGCCGGCGUUAUUACGCAACGUACAGGCGUACUUGGACUACGCCGAGACGCACGUGGACUCGCUAGACCUCAGAGACCUGAGUCGUAUCCUGCAGACACAUCGGUCAGCACACCGCGUGCGGACAUUCUUCACAGGCGCGACCAGGGAAGACGUCCUGGAUGCUAUGGCUCGGUUCGUGACGAGCCACGCCGGCAAGGCCAAGAGCGGUGACAUCGGCUCCGUCCCGCGCCUCAUCAACCCGGCCGAAGCCCCCGGCAUUCUCGGCGUCUUCACAGGCCAAGGCGCGCAGUGGGCCACCAUGGGCCGUGGGCUCAUGGCAGCUUCUCCGGUCUUCCGACGCAGCCUCGAGGCAUGCGACGCCAUCCUACAACAGGGCUUGCUCAAGGGCCACGGACACGCGCCGACUUGGUCUCUCAUUGAGGAGCUUUGUAAGGAUGCCGACACAUCGCGCCUAGGCGAGGCCGAGCUGGCGCAGCCGCUCUGCACAGCACUGCAAAUCGCUCAAGUUGACAUCAUAACAGCAUCGGGAAUCCGUCUCGAUGCUGUCGUAGGUCACUCAUCCGGUGAAAUCGCAGCCACCUACGCCGCCGGUCUUAUCUCGCGCAAGGCCGCCAUGCAAAUCGCUUACUACCGAGGCUUCUACGCUCACCUAGCCCGCGCCGGCACAAAGGUCGGCGGCGGCAUGCUGGCGGUGGGCCUCUCGCUCUCAGAGGCCUCGGAGCUAUGCCGUCAACCAGUGUUCGUCGGCCGCCUGGUCGUAGCCGCUAGCAACGCACCGCAAAGCUGCACGCUCUCCGGAGACCGGGACGCUGUGGCCGAGGCCAAGGAGCAGCUGGAGCGGGACAACAUCUUUGCCCGUCCGCUGCUGGUCGACACGGCGUAUCACUCGCAUCACAUGGCUGCGUGUGCCGAUGCCUACCUGCAGGCCCUCCUAGCUUGCGACAUUUCCGUCAAUCCAGGGAAAGGGAGAGGGCGAGGGGCGUGCGUGUGGAGUUCCAGCGUCCGAGGCGACGCUCGCCUUGUUCGACGAGGCGGCGAGGCGGAGCUGUUUGCUGCGCUCAAGGGUCCUUAUUGGGUUGCCAAUAUGGUGCAAAUGGUUAAGUUCUCUCAGGCGCUCGAAUCGGCCCUGUGGCAUGGCGGACCAUUCGACCUGGCUAUCGAGCUGGGGCCUCAUCCGGCGCUCAAGGGUCCCGUCGAGCAAACGCUCAAGGCGGCGUAUGGCGCCACGCCGCCGUAUGCCAGUCUCCUCAAGCGCAAGACGAGCGACGUGGCUGUCGCGCAAGAAACUAUUGGGUCAGUCUGGUCCCAACUUGGACCGGCGCAUGUCGACUUUGAUGGUUUCCGCGGUAUCUGGGGUGAGAGCAAUGAGUCUAUUACGACGCCCAAGUCAUUACUUGCGGAACUGCCUGGCUACGCGUGGGAUCACGACCGGGUAUACUGGCGUGAGUCGCGCAUCUCAGCGCGGUACCGUACGCUCGCUGAUACGGCACACGAGCUCUUGGGCCGGCGGAUGCCCGAUGACAACGAUUCCGAGCUGCGGUGGCGCAACGUCCUGCGCCUGCGUGAGAUCCCCUGGUUAAAAGGGCACGAGGUCCUCCGCGAGGUCUUGUUGCCCGGCGCCGCGUAUGUCUCCAUCGCAGCCCAGGCGGCGCAAUACGUCGCCGGUUCUCGGCCUGUGGCUUCGCUGGCCGUGGAGGACGUUGACAUUCUGCGGCCGGUGGUUGUGCCUGACAACACGGACGGCGUCGAGACGAUAUUUACCGUGCAAGUGCUACCGACGGCUGAUGGUUACAGUUCGAAGAGCAAGGCUGCCCAGGUAGUGCGAGCCAAGUUUGCGUACUACGUGUGUCCGAACGAGGUGACGGGUGCAAUGAUGCACACCUGUAGUGGUAACUUAGUCAUCCAUCUCGGCCCCGUCGACUCCGGUAACGGGCCCACUUCAACGUCGGGUCCGGUGUUACCAGGCCGGGAGCCGAUUCCGGACAACGCCGUUCAUGUCGACGGCGAAGCAAUCCACGAAAUGUUUGGCCAGAUCGGCCUUGAUUACCACGACGCAUUUGCGGCCAUGAAGAGCUGUGAGCGCGCCCUCGGCUACGCGGCCGCCACGGCAGUCUGGCCAGCCGAUUCCGACGUCGACACCGAUGCCGAUGCUGCGUCACUGGGACCAAGUAGCGGCUCCUACGUGCUACAUCCAGUCAUUUUGGACGUGGCUUUCCAAGCCUUGUUCGUCGCACACGCACACCCCGCGAGUCUAAUGCUCAAGAGGGCCAUGCUGCCGUCGCAUAUCGAUCGCGUGCUCAUCGAUCCCAACGUGUCCGUCACGACCACGGGCGCAACGGCAUCUUCGACUACGUGCCACAUGGACGCCUGGGUAACGGAUUCCACGGGUGCCACACUCGACGGCGAUAUCAGCCUGUACGUCAACGGGGAGGCUUCGACGCGGGUCUUUGCGCAGGUCGAGGGCCUGCGCACGCGGGCGGCUGGAGGGUUGGACGCCUCGCAGGACCGACACAUCUUUUGCCGGACGACUCACGGUUGCGAUAUCUCUGUGAUGGGACUCACGCUGCCACCACGCGAUCCCAUCCAAGAUGAAAGGACGCUCAGGGUCAACGAGGCAACGGAGCGGCUCACUUUAUGGUAUAUCCGGCAAGUUGUAGCUCAAGUCAAGUUACCGCCACCGCCCUCUUCCGACAAGACGGAGGGGGAGAGUGAGACAGACAGUCUGCAAUGGCACCAUCGACGCAUGCUCGAGGCCUUUGCACACCACCUCGACCUAGUCCGCCAGGGGAAACACCCGCUCGUCCAAACCGCAUGGUUAACAGACGGACCCGUGGAAAUCGCUGCACUAGACCGCGAACACGGCGACACAGUCGAGUUCCGUCUCAUGCACGCUGUGGGCGGCGCGCUCGCCCGCGUCGUGCAAGGCGAGUCCCACCUCCUGCUCCAAGUAAUGCAGCAAGACGACCUCCUCAACCAGUUCUACAUGCGCAACAACACCUCGGUGGCAACCAACCGCGCCGUUGGCCAGCUCAUGAAGCAAAUCGCCUUCAAGUUCCCGCGCUGCAACAUGCUCGAGAUCGGCGCCGGCACUGGCGGGACAACCUGGAGCGUCUUACACGCCGUCGACGACCUCUACGACUCGUACACCUUCACCGACGUCUCGCCCGCAUUCUUCGCCGCUGCCGCAGAGAAGUUCGCCGCCUUUGACCGCGUGGCGUAUCGCACGCUCGAUAUCGAGCAGGAUGUUGCCGCGCAGGGGUUCGCACCGCACAGCUACGACGUCGUCAUCGCGGCCAAUGUCCUCCACGCCACGAAAAGCCUCGCAGACACACUCGCCCGCGCACGCAAUUUACUCCGCCCGGGCGGCUACCUCGUCCUGCUCGAGACCACGGGCACGCAGAGCAUGGUCGGCUUCCUCUUUGGCGGGUUACCCGGUUGGUGGCAGAGCACGGAGCCGUCCCGCCGGUACGGUCCCACCGUGCCGACGCUCGAGUGGCACCGACUACUCUGCCGCGCCGGAUUCUCGGGCGCCGAUACGGUGCUGCAUGAUAGUCCCGACGAGAGCCGGCACGUCACGUCGUGUAUCGUCAGCCAGGCCGUCGAUAAGGAUGUCCUUCGCCUCCGUAGCCCGCUCGACUUUGUCGCGCCAGCAGAUCUGCCUACACCGCCGUCUUCUCCGCUGCUGCUUAUCGGGGGAAAGCGACUCGUCACUACCCGCGUCGUCGACGAGAUCACUCGGCUGCUGCCGAAAGGGUGGCGUUCUCGCCUGCGUACGAUUCCCAGCAUCGACGACAUUGAUCUCGACGACGUCAGCCUCAACCGAGCUGACGUCUUGUGCCUGCAUGACGCCGAUGAGCCCCUAUUCGCAACGCUGCCCAUGUCGGAACCGCGUCUGCGCCGUCUCCAGCAUCUUUUCCUCUCAGCCUCAAGCUUGCUCUGGGUGACAGCUGCAGGCACGACUGCUCCUCUUCGCGCAAGUAUGAUCCGCGGCAUCACGCGCGUGGUGCCCAAGGAGAUUCCCCAUCUCAGCGUGCAAGUUCUCGGGCUCGAGGACGGUGCCGGUCCCGCGGUUGACGCCCGGCGCUGUGUUGAGGCACUCCUGAGACUGAGACACGUGGCUGACAUCCGGGAGACUGAGGGGCAGACUACGCUUCCACUGUGGUCUAUAGAGCCCGAGUGCGAGGUUCUGGUUGACGGCGAGGUUCGCAUUCCGCGCGUGAUGCCUGCCACGGCGCUCAACGAGCGUUUUGCAGCGCGCAAUCGGCCUGUUGUCAAAACUGUUGACGCAACCGACAUUGCGGUCCAGGCUGUUGCGAAUCGGAAUGGGAAGAUGGAGUUGCGACAAUUUCUUGACCACAGCCAGGGAGCUGUGCAGAUGGACGUCGAGUAUGCUCUGCAUGUCUCAUCUCAUAGGGACGGGUCUUCGGCCUACAUCGUCCAUGGACGCGUGAAUGACAAUUGGGCCAUGGCACUCAGCUCUGCCAACGUAUCGAGACUGUUCCUACAGCCUGGGGAUGUAUUCCAGGUCGGCAGCUCGUGCUACACGCCAGCAUCCAUCAAAACCACGGCUGAUGCUCUACUUUGUCGUGCCCUCGUUCACCGUGUAGCAGCAAGAGCACUCAACGCCGAUUCAACUGUCGUGCUAGUGCUCUUCGAGCCGCAACUUGAAAUGGCGAAGAAGAUCGAGACAGAGCUAAAGGCAGAGUUGCGAAGUGUCAGCGUUGAGGUCUACUGCGUCACCUCCACCUCUGAUGUUGGAAAGAUUCCUGUAGGCUGGAUCCGCGUUCACACAAACAUGUCGAGACGUAUGGCCAAGCAGUGUCUGCCUUCAAAUAGAGUCGACUUCUUCGUAGACUGCUCGGAGACGUCUGAGGACUCUACCAACCAUUCUCGGGAGCAUUUGAAAGCGUCAUUGCUACCAACUUGCCAGAUAUUCGCAUUCGACGGCGAGCUUCUGCGGGGCUUCUUGCCGCAGCAGUCGGCGAUCAAGGCCGAGAGUCAGAGCCAGACCAUCGAGGCCCUGUUCAAGUCUGUAGAUGUUGCUGCUAACUCCACAGACGGAAUCUGUAGCAAAUCAACUCCAACGAUAAUGGCCGCUGACCUGGCCGGUAUGAACGCAAGCACCCUCUCCCGCGAACAAUACCUGUGCUCCUGGCACCGACAACAAUCUCUCCCCUUGACGAUUCAACCCCCUGAGACCGACAUCCACUCGAAGGGCCUCCUCCGCCCAGACCGAACCUACCUCAUCAUGGGCGGUUCCGGCGGUCUAGGCCUCUCUCUCACCCGCUGGAUGAUCCGCCACGGCGCCCGCAACAUCGUGAUCACAUCCCGCCGCGCCCAGACAAACGCAGGUCUCCAAGUCGAGGCCCGCCGCGCGGGAGCAGCAGUCCACACCCUCGCUGUGGACGUGACGCAGCGCGCGGAAGUCGAGACAGCAGUCGCCACCAUCCGUGCGACGAUGCCGCCCAUUGCGGGAGUAUGUAAUCUCUCCAUGGUCCUCCACGACGCCGUCUUCCUCGACAUGUCCCCACGACAGCUCAAUGAGACGCUAGCAGCCAAGGUCGUAGGAACAGAGAACCUCGAUGCCGUUUUCAACGAGGGUGCCGAGGAGCUAGACUUCUUCAUCGUCACGUCGUCGGCGGCGAGCACCAUCGGCAACGUCGCCCAGGCAAAUUACCACGCCGGCAACCUCUUCAUGGACGCUGUCGUCGCGGGCCGCCGUGCCAGGGGUUUGGCUGCGUCUGUGGUGCAUAUCGGGUGGGUGGCGGACACGGGGUACAUUACGCGCUUUGAAAAGGAGAAGCAGCUAGCCGAUCACUUCCGGAGUAUUCGACUUACACCGUUAUCCGAGACGGAUGUGCAGGAUGCGUUUGCGAUGGCUGUGCGCGCAAGUCGGGUUGACUCCUCCGACACCGGCACCGGCACGAGCAAUGACCUCGAGCACGACAUCACCAUGGGCCUUGCGCCGCCUACCGCACCCAUGCAAGCCGGACAGGUGAACAAGGCUGUGUGGACUUCAGACCCUCGUCUCAUGGCCCUGAAGCCGUAUACCGCACUAUCAGCCAAUUCUCAGCAGCAGCAAAAUAAUUCACACGGCGACGGCCGUUCCAGCGGCAGCGCCGGCGUCCGCGAACAAGUGGCUCAGGCCGAGACGGAAGACGAUGCCAUAGCGGCGGUGGCGGCGGCGUUCGGAGCAAAGCUCGAGACGAUGCUGCAGCUUCCCAAAGGCGCUGUCCACGAGAGUAACGGUCUCGAGAGGCCUAUCGUUGACUUGGGCAUCGACUCGCUAGUGGCGGUGGAGAUUCGUACGUGGUUCCUCAAAGAGCUUGAUACCGAGGUGCCGAUCGUCAAGAUUUUGGGCGGCGAGACGGUGUUGGAGGUUUCGGCGAAAGCGGCUAAGAAGAUGUUGGCCGAUCGUAAAGAGGUUUCGCCUAAGGUUGACGAGAAGAAGGAGGUCAAGGAGGUCGAGAAAGUCAUCCAGGCCCCGAAAGAGCUUGUCAAGCAGACUCCCACAGCAGCUCUAAGUCCUGACGUCGUUACCCCUAUUCCCGUUGACUCGAGCUUGGUCUCGACGGAGAACAGCAGCAGUAGCAGCAGCAUCGUCGAACACUCUGAAUCCGGCUCGGACAGCCCCAAAACAGCCACCACAGAUGACGAGGAAGAAAAAGGAGAAGAAGAACAUCAGGGCCAGGCGAAAAAGAUUGACCCCGUCAUCCGCCCCGACCCUGUCAUUGUCCGAGAAGCCCCCAUGUCCGCCGCCCAAUGCCGCUUCUGGUUCGUCCACAAGCACUCGGACAACCCGGCCGCCUGCAAUAACGCAUUCUACUAUCGGCUGCGGGGCCGUCGCCGCGUCAACACUGCCCGGCUCCGUCACGCCCUCCGGGUCGUCGCGGCCCACCAUGAAUGUCUGCGCACCUGCUACUUCCCGCGCCUCGAAGACGGUCAUCCGAUGCAAGGAAUCAUGGCGCCGUCGGAGUCGACUGUCCGCCUCACGCACACUGAAUAUGAUGGCCGCGACAGCAUCGAGACGGCGCUGCGAGAGACACUUGCGGGCUUCAAGACGCGUGCUUGGGACCUUGAGCACGGAGAGACUAUGGAGAUCUCACUGCUGGGUCUUAAGGGUAAUGAAGGAGAAUUUGGAGAAGGAGAAGAAGAAGCAGAGGGGUACGGGUUCCUCGUGCUGGGAUACCAUCACAUCACUCUAGACGGCUGGAGCGUAGCCCUCUUCUGGAAAGAUGUCGACAGAGCAUACCGCAUGCAACCGCUCACUCCAGUCGACCGUGGCCUCUCGUACGUCGAUUACUCGCUUCACCAGCUCAGUGAAGAAGAAACAGGCGCCCUUGACGAGGACCUCGCCUUCUGGCGCGCCGAGUUCGCCUCCUCACUACCAGAUACGCUUCCCCUUUUGCCCAUGGCCCGCGGCCUUGACAGGUCGUCUCUGGUCAGACAGCAGAAGCAGCCGAGCAGUGCUCACAAUCUGGAUCAGGAGCUCAACCCAGCACAACUCGAGGCCGUGAAAUCGUUGAGCCAGCGCUUACGCAUCAGCCCCUUCCACGUCCACCUCGCCCUCCUCCAAGUCCUCCUCGCCCGCCUCACCGGCACCGAAGACAUCUGCAUUGGUGUAGUGGACGCCAACCGCCGCGACGAGCGCUUCGUCAACACGCUCGGCUGUUUCGUCAACAUGGUGCCCCUGCGUGCCACCGUAGCAGCAUCCGGUACAGCCUCUUCCGGAACUACUUCCUCCGGCCCAGACUUUGCCUCUAUAGCCCGCGCCGCCUCGCGUAAAGCAAUGUCCGUCUUCGCUCACGGCACGCUCCCUCUAGACCGCAUCCUAUCCCUCGCCUCCGCCCCGCGCGCAACAGAGGCCCAUCCGCUCUUCCAAGCCGCCAUCAACUACCGCACAGCCGGCGGCGGCGGCAUCGACAUCUGGGAUCUGCCCCUCGGCGCCGACGACACCCGCAUGGAGCUAUCGUGGCACGGCGCAAAGGAGGCCGAGAACCCUUACGACGUGAGCUUGGGUUUCUUUGAGAUGCCGGGUGGCGGGUGUCUCGCGCAGAUCUGGUGCUCUGCCACGCUGUAUGGGCCCGAAGCGUGUCAGUCUCUGAUGGAUGUGUAUUUGAGGUUGCUGGAGGCCGUUGCGCGUGAUCCUGAGGUGACUGUGGACCAGUUCAGUUUGUACGAUGAUACGGAUCCGAGUGUGCUUCGCGCGCUUGAGGUGGGUAGGGGACCCGAGGUGAAGUUUGAUUGGGUUGAGACAGGAUCGUCUCUGUGUUUGUCUCGGCGUGUGCGGGAUAUGUGCCGCUUACACCCCGAGCGUACAGCCGUCACCGACGCUGUUGGGAGCGUGUCGUAUGCUCAACUAGCCGACAGGACGAGCCACUUGGCACAUCAGUUGAAGGAGGCCGGUGUUCGCUCGCGCCAUGUCGCCGUCUUGUGCGAGCCGUCGAUCGACGGCAUCGUUACCAUGCUCGCUAUCCUCGAAGUUGGAGCUGUCUACGUUCCCCUCGACGUCAGCCUGCCCGCCUCCCGUCAUGCAGACAUGCUUCGGCUUUGCGAGCCCGCGCUCGUGCUCUUCCACAGUCAGACGGACAAGCGUAUAAACGCCUUGGUAGAUGACGUUGUCGGGGAGCAGCAAAUGCGAGUCCUUCGAGUAGACGUGGAUCACAUCCAAGACGACCCCAAUGCUCAUGGCGAUCUUGAUGACUCCAACAAGAUAUCAUCGGCAUUCCUCCUCUUCACAAGCGGCUCAACAGGCAUCCCCAACGGUGUCCACUUAACUCAACCCAACUUCGCAAACCACAUCGCCCUCAAAGCGCAAACCUUCUCCCUGACUCACACCGACUGCGUCCUCCAACAGAGCUCCCUGGGCUUCGAUAUGGCCCUCGUCCAGACCUUUUCCGCCCUCGCCAACGGAGGCCGCCUCGUCAUCGCGCCCGCCGAUUCCCGCCGCGAUCCCGUUGCCAUAGCGGCGCUUUUGAAGCGCGAGGCCAUAUCCAUGACCAUCGCCACGCCGACCGAAUACCUCGCCUGGAUCCACGCCGCCGCCGACGUCUUAGCCAAUGGCAACGACGAUGACAAGACUGCCUGGCGGUUGGCCUUCUCGGGCGGGGAACAGAUCCCACCUCGUCUGCUGACUGAACUCGGCCGUCUCGGGAUCCCGGGUCUCCGACUGACGAAUUGCUACGGACCAACAGAGAUCACAGCAGCAGCAACCUUUCAACCUAUUCCCCUCGACAACGGCAACGACCCGUUGUCAGCCUCCUGCGUAGCAUCCCUCUCCGCACCCUCAGCCAUCUGGAGGCCCUUUGCCGUAGGCAAAGCCCUCCCGAAUUACACCGUCAUCAUCGUUGACCCCAUCACCACCAGCACCACCCCGCAGCCCCUACCCCUAGGACAAACAGGCGAGAUCUGUAUCGGUGGAGCGGGCGUGGCGCUCGGAUAUCUCAAUAGGCCAGACCUCACGCACUUGCGUUUUCUUACAAAUGUCCCGGGGAUGGGCAAGAGCACCGUGUACCGCACUGGCGAUAAAGGCCGCCUCCUCUCCGACGGGACGCUCCUCUGUCUAGGCCGACUUGAUGGCGACACGCAGAUCAAGCUGCGCGGCCAGAGGGUCGAUCUGCAGGAGAUUGAGGCCGCCGUGCUCCGGGCUUCUGCGGGUGUUCUCGCGUCUGUCGUGGUAUCUCGGCGUCGCCUGGAUGGUGCUGAUGCCGGGGGUGUUGGUGAAGAUGACAUCCUCGUAGCUCAUGCCACGCUCGCCGAAGACAAGGAUCGCGCCAUCGAGCAAGACGACAGCGACACCUCUUCCAUUUCCUCGAUCCUCUCCCAUGUGAGGCUGCCGCAAGCCUUUAUUCCCGCAGCAAUUUACACCCUCAAGACGCUGCCAACGACACCGAACGGCAAACUAGACCGCAGGGCCAUCGCCCGUCUCCUUCUGCCUGAAAGAAUGAGACUCAACCCUCUGGGAUCCGACUUGAACGCAAUAAACACAAACGCAACUGAGCAAAAUGAAGGAGAGAAACUUACCGUUCGCCAAGGCGAGCUCCGUCUUCUCUGGGAGCGUGUCCUUCCUUCCCUAGGCGAAAAGCGUAUCGGCCCGUCAUCCGACUUCUUCCUCUGCGGCGGUAACUCUCUGCUGCUGAUGAAGCUCCAAAAGGCAAUCAAGGAGACCACGGGCGUGGAAACCAGCACGAAGCAGAUGUACGAGGCUACCACCCUGCGCGCCAUGACGCGUGCCGUAUUCGAGGAUUCUGCGGCGGCGGAGGAGAAUGCUCGGAUAGACUGGAAUACCGAGACAGCUGUUCCGGGAUGGUUGAGGGAGGAAAUUGAGACAAUUGGGGCGACGGUCGCAUCCGCAUCCGCCGCCGCUGUGGAGAAGGACAAGACGGAGGCCGGCAUCGAAGUCCUCCUCACGGGAGCAUCCUCUUUCCCGGGAAGCCACAUCCUCACAGCCCUCCUUAACCACCCAUCCGUCCGCAAAGUCCACUGCAUCGCCGUUCCCUCCGACCACCACCAACCCCUUUCUUCUCCAUCCUCUGCCUCCAUCGCCGAGGUGGUAUAUUACACAGGCACCCUCCUCUCCAAAACCCUAGGCCUAACCUCCACUGAACGAGAACACCUCUCCCAAACCGUACACAUCAUCGUCCACGCAGCCGCCCACGGCCACUGCCUGAACCGCUUCGCCACUCUCCGCCGCCCGAAUCUCGAGUCCCUACACUCUCUCGCCUCCCUAUCCCUAGCAUCAGCUUCACCUCGCAAAACAGCGAUCCCAAUUCUCUACCUUUCGAGCCCGCGCACCCUGCUCCUAGCAGGCAAAACCGAAACCCCCAGAGCCCCAUCUUCUCUCCGAGAUUUCCCCCCGCCAGCCGUCGACGGUUCGGACGGAUACACGGCGAGUAAGUGGGCAGGCGAAGUAUUCCUGGAGAAUCUGGUCAACCAUCUCAAAGAGCGUGAUCAUGGCACUGAAGUUGGGGCACGCGGCCCACCAGGACCCAACCCCCUCAACCUCAAGAUCGCAAUCCACAGGUCCUGUACCCUCGUGAGCCUCCAAGCACCCAAUUCGGACGCAAUGAACGGCAUUCUGCGCUACUCCCUCGCCAUGCGCUGCGUACCUCGCCUCCGGCGCGCAGAAGGGUUCCUAGACUUUGCGCCGCUCGACGACGUCGUGGAACAAAUCGCCGCCGCCGCCGUCGAGUUGGCGGCUCUUCCGGAUACCUCUAUAUCAACAACAGAGGCUCCAGCGGCAAACUCGUCACAGUCAGCAUCGUCUUCUGUCCGCUUCCGCCACCACUCAGGCGGCAUAAAGACCCCCUUCUCGCAAUUCCGCACACACAUGGAGACCGUCUACGGCGGUGCGUUUGACGAGGUUGACAUGCAAGAAUGGCUCGUCCGUGCUUCGCGACAGGGUCUGGAUCCGCUUAUCACUGCGUACAUUGAGGCCCUGCUUGAGAGCGGGAUGCCGCUGGUGUCGCCGUAUCUCGGAGCAGACCUGGAGUGAAUGGAGGUAUAGGUUGUAAAGAAUCUUUUCUUAUUUCAUUAUGCUAGUAUACAUGGCAUCGUGGGAGAAUGUCGAUAGAGGUGUAAACAGUACUCUAGCCAAUUUCUAUAAUUCAU
Colletotrichum acutatum is the source of this 13290-nucleotide messenger RNA. RefSeq lists its product as uncharacterized. The record is from RefSeq and is a predicted model, not a curated record. Lineage: Eukaryota; Fungi; Ascomycota; Sordariomycetes; Glomerellales; Glomerellaceae. The transcript has a single exon. The coding region runs from base 242 to 13174 and encodes 4310 amino acids. Gene Ontology annotation, biological process: fatty acid biosynthetic process; secondary metabolite biosynthetic process. Gene Ontology annotation, molecular function: fatty acid synthase activity; 3-oxoacyl-[acyl-carrier-protein] synthase activity; phosphopantetheine binding.